Trematosphaeria pertusa is the source of this 1879-nucleotide messenger RNA. Its product is annotated as phosphoglycerate mutase-like protein. Bases 121 to 1719 code for a protein of 532 amino acids. Gene Ontology annotation, molecular function: phosphatase activity. Gene Ontology annotation, biological process: dephosphorylation. The record is from RefSeq and is a predicted model, not a curated record. The transcript has 8 exons. NCBI's taxonomy places the organism in Eukaryota, Fungi, Ascomycota, Dothideomycetes, Pleosporales, Trematosphaeriaceae.
GCAGUGUGACGCAUGAACUGCGACUCCCGACUUUCUUUUAUAUCUGGACGCCAACAACCAUUGACGCCCGGCUAAUCUAUCUAUCCUUCUAUACAUUGCAUACGAUCGUUCUUGAGCACCAUGACGACAUUGAUACCCCGGAAACCGUACACGGAAGACGAGCUCGCGCGGCUUUAUCCCCAGGAGCUCGAGCUACAACUUGUGCAGAUUCUACUUCGACAUGGCGAGCGAAGCCCUGUGUCACCUCGUUUUCAGAAUGCAGGCCUUCGACCUUACUGGCCAUAUUGUAAUUCAGCAAGACAGAUCACAAGCGUGGUUAUGGCAACUACGGACUGGGCAAAAUGGGACCAACUGAAAUACCGACGUCGACUCGAAACAUUUGGCAUGGAUGACGGACCUGUAAUCGCAUCGGGGCCAAACGGAGAAUUCGACGCUAUUUGCCAACCCGGCGAGCUCACAGACAAAGGCCGAGAAACAACCCUCGCCCUCGGCCAGCGCCUCCGCCAUCUCUACGUCGACCAGCUGCGCUUCAUGCCGCGCCUCAUCGCCGACAGCGACAUGAUCUACCUCCGAGCCACCCCACUCCCCCGCGCUCUAGAGUCCGUCCAGCAAGCAUUCUGGGGACUCUACCCGCCCAGCGCGCGGACCGCUGAUUUCCCAACCCCAACCAUCAUCACCAGGACGCCGGCGGACGAGACGCUGUAUCCCAAUGACGGCAACUGCAGGCGCUUCGCACACAUCAGCCGUGCAUUCGCCCAGCGCGCUGCUGAGCGCUGGAACGACACCGAGGAUAUGCAGUACCUCAGUAAGCUCUUCUCCAAAUGGAUGCCAGGCAAUGGUAAAGUGGCUGUCGACGCUCACCCCAGGCUAUCCGGGAUCAUGGACACGAUCAACAGCACCGACGCGCACGGCGCAGAAACCAAACUCCCAAAAGAAUUCUACGACCCGAAGGCGCGCGCCAUCAUCGACAAAAUUGGCGUGGAAGAAUGGUACGCCGGCUACGCCGAAUCAUCCGAGUACCGCAUGCUCGGCAUCGGCGCGCUAAUGGGCGACAUCUCCGCGCGAAUAAUCGGCAGCGUAGAGCGCAACGGCAACGACGGGCUCAUCGAGAUCGGCGGCGACGACGGCGACCUGGGCCACGGCCGCGGCGGCGAGACAGACAUAAAGUUCGCGCUCUCCGGCUGCCACGACACCACGCUCGCCGCCAUCCUGACCAGCCUGGGCGCCUUCGACGGCGAGACCUGGCCCCCGUUCACCAGCCACAUCGCUGUCGAGCUGUUCCGCAGGAAAGCCUGGACGGCGCCCUCGACCGCGGCGUCGCGGACCUCCGCGUCCGACGAGCAGUGGAAGAAGCAAAACGACGCGAAGGCGCAGAGCUGGUGGCAGGCGCUCUUCUCUGGCAGCGCGAAGAACGCCGUCGAAAGAAGCCCGCCGGGGGCCGAAGGCAUCGCGCGCAAGUCGCUGACCCAGCUUACGGACAAGCAGCGGCAGCAGCUGAAGGAGUACUACGUGCGCAUCCGGUACAACGACAAGGUUAUGCAGGUGCCGGGCUGCAAGGCGGCGGGCAAGCAUUUGGACGGCGAUACGACGUUCUGCACGCUGGAAGCGUUCAAGGCGAUUGUGGACAAGUACGUCCCGAAGAACUGGAAGCACGCGUGUGCUUCGAAUGUGGAUGCGCCGUCGUUUCCGGAGAAGCCGGAGCCAGCGGGGUAUGAGUAGGAUGGGAGAAUGGAGUGGCUGGAGUACAUACGGGUUUUAAAGUACAUAGCAAAUAGGUCAAAUGGCGCAUGUUGAUGGUUACAACGAUACUUAGCUUAGCGUGGCGUUGCGCAGUCUUCCUAGAGUCUAUCAAUAUUAUAAUCCCUCAGCUGCCCAGGUG